UGCGAUUGGUCACUCUCAGUCCAUCACAAAACAAUGCAAGACUCCGAUUGCGGGGGAGUGUGAAUUAAUUGGAAAAUAAUUAUCGUGGCAGCAGUGCUUGGAGGCCAUAGUGCAGCCAGGCAGUCCGGGAGUCGACCCGAACGCACCCGCGUAGCAAACAGUGUCCGGGCGCGAGCGCAAGAAACGAAAAGUGACGCCCCAAAAAUCAUAUUGAUUUUGGGUUGCAAUUGUGCAUUAAAUAUUAAGUGAAAAACGAGGGUUGGGCGCGUGGCAGGCCGUGGCAAAUUGUUGCUCCUGUUUCGAUACUCCCACCCACUGCCCCCUCAGCCAGCGAUCUUUCCAGAAAUGCAAGAUACAAAGUGGAGCAGGAGCAGGAAGUGAAGCGGAUUGGAGGCUGCUCGAAAAAAAAGUCUUCGCUUUUGGUGGCGUCCCCCUGUUUUUUAGUUUGGGGAUCAGUGUGCGUGUGUACGAGCGAGUAAACAAACAAACAAACAGAUUCUACGAAAAUGGCCAACAACAGUCGCAGUCGCGCUAUACUGAGCGUUAAUCUCGAUUCGGUCAUGGCCAACGAUCCGCUGCGGGAGCUCUUCGAGGCCUGCAAGACGGGGGAGAUAGCCAAGGUGAAGAAGCUGAUAACACCACAGACCGUGAAUGCCCGGGACACAGCUGGACGCAAGUCGACGCCUUUGCAUUUUGCAGCGGGUUAUGGACGCCGGGAAGUGGUGGAAUUUCUGCUGAACAGCGGCGCCUCCAUCCAGGCCUGCGACGAGGGCGGCCUGCAUCCGCUGCACAACUGCUGCUCCUUCGGGCAUGCGGAGGUGGUGCGGCUGCUGCUGAAAGCCGGAGCCAGCCCGAAUACCACCGACAACUGGAACUACACGCCCCUCCACGAAGCGGCCAGCAAGGGCAAGGUGGACGUCUGCCUGGCCCUUCUGCAGCACGGCGCCAAUCACACGAUACGGAACUCCGAGCAGAAGACACCCCUGGAGCUGGCGGAUGAGGCCACGCGGCCAGUGCUGACCGGAGAGUACCGCAAGGACGAGCUGCUGGAGGCUGCCCGCUCGGGCGCCGAGGACCGUCUGCUGGCACUGCUCACCCCCCUCAACGUCAACUGCCACGCCAGUGACGGCAGACGCUCCACUCCCCUCCACCUGGCCGCCGGCUACAAUCGGAUAGGGAUCGUGGAGAUCCUGCUGGCCAACGGAGCCGACGUCCAUGCCAAGGACAAGGGCGGCCUAGUGCCGCUGCACAAUGCCUGUUCGUACGGCCACUUUGAUGUCACCAAGCUGCUCAUCCAGGCGGGCGCCAAUGUGAAUGCGAACGAUCUCUGGGCGUUUACCCCGCUCCACGAGGCGGCCUCCAAGAGCCGGGUGGAGGUCUGCAGUCUUCUGCUGAGCCGCGGAGCGGAUCCCACUCUCCUCAACUGCCACAGCAAGUCGGCCAUUGACGCGGCCCCCACCAGGGAGCUACGCGAGCGGAUUGCCUUUGAGUACAAAGGCCACUGCCUGCUGGACGCCUGCCGGAAGUGCGAUGCGUCGCGUGCCAAAAAACUGAUCUGCGCGGAGAUUGUUAACUUUGUGCAUCCGUACACGGGCGACACUCCGCUCCACCUGGCCGUGGUCUGCCCGGACGGGAAGCGAAAGCAGCUGCUGGAGCUGCUCACCCGGAAGGGAGCUCUGCUGAACGAGAAGAACAAAGCAUUCCUCACGCCACUCCACCUGGCCGCCGAGCUGCUCCACUACGAUGCCAUGGAAGUGUUGCUGAAGCAGGGAGCCAAGGUGAACGCAUUGGACAGUCUGGGCCAGACUCCGCUUCAUAGGUGUGCCCGCGACGAGCAGGCGGUGCGGUUGCUGCUCUCGUACGCCGCCGACACGAAUAUCGUGUCCCUGGAGGGGCUCAGCGCCUCGCAACUCGCCUCGGACAACGUGCUGAAGUUGCUCAAGAAUCCACCGGACAGCGAGACCCAUCUCCUCGAAGCGGCCAAGGCGGGCGACCUGGACACAGUUCGGCGCAUAGUGCUGAACAAUCCGCACACCGUCAACUGCCGGGACCUGGACGGACGACAUUCCACUCCUCUGCAUUUCGCCGCCGGCUUCAACCGAGUGCCCGUGGUCCAGUUCCUGCUGGAGCACGGCGCCGAGGUGUAUGCGGCGGACAAGGGCGGCCUGGUGCCCCUCCACAACGCCUGCUCGUAUGGCCACUACGAAGUGACCGAGCUGCUAGUCAAGCACGGAGCCAACGUGAAUGUCUCGGACCUGUGGAAGUUCACGCCGCUCCACGAAGCUGCUGCCAAGGGGAAGUACGAUAUCUGCAAGCUGCUGCUGAAGCACGGCGCCGAUCCCAUGAAGAAGAACCGCGACGGGGCCACUCCGGCGGAUUUGGUCAAGGAAUCGGAUCACGAUGUGGCGGAGCUGCUGAGAGGGCCCUCCGCCCUGCUGGAUGCCGCGAAGAAGGGCAACCUGGCAAGGGUACAGCGCUUGGUUACCCCAGAGACGAUAAACUGCCGGGAUGCCCAAGGAAGGAACUCCACGCCACUGCACUUGGCUGCCGGCUAUAACAACUACGAGUGCGCCGAAUACCUUUUGGAGCACGGAGCGGACGUGAAUGCCCAGGACAAGGGCGGUCUUAUUCCCCUCCACAAUGCCAGCAGCUACGGCCAUUUGGACAUUGCGGCAUUGCUCAUCAAGCACAAGACGGUGGUGAACGCCACCGACAAGUGGGGAUUCACGCCGCUGCAUGAGGCAGCUCAGAAGGGUCGCACCCAGCUGUGCUCCCUGCUCCUGGCCCACGGAGCGGAUGCCUAUAUGAAGAACCAGGAGGGUCAGACGCCCAUCGAGCUGGCCACGGCGGACGAUGUCAAGUGCCUGCUGCAGGACGCGAUGGCCACCUCCCUGAGCCAACAGGCACUGAGCGCUUCCACUCAGUCGCUGAGCAGCAGCUCCCCAGCCCCAGAUGCGGCUGCAUCGGCUGCGGGAACCACAUCGUCCUCCUCCUCCACAAUGCUGUCCCCCACGACGGAAACGGUCCUCCUGCCCACAGGCGCCUCCAUGACGCUCAGUGUUCCCGUCCCCUUGCCACUGUCUAGUUCCACGCGCAUCAGUCCCGCCCAGGGCGCUGAGGCUCACGGCGCAGAGGCAUCCACCUCGGAUGAUCUGUUGCCUGACCCCGAAUCCAUCACGAAUGUGUCCGGGUUCUUGAGCAGCCAGCAGCUGCACCACCUCAUCGAGUUGUUCGAGCGGGAGCAAAUCACCCUGGACAUACUGGCCGAAAUGGGCCACGACGAUCUCAAGCAAGUGGGCGUCUCUGCCUACGGCUUCCGCCACAAGAUACUCAAGGGUAUUGCCCAGCUCAGGGCCACCACAGGCAUUGGUAACAACGUAAACCUGUGCACCUUGUUGGUGGAUCUGCUGCCGGAUGACAAGGAGUUUGUGGCAGUCGAAGAGGAGAUGCAGGCCACAAUCCGCGAGCAUCGAGACAACGGUCAGGCCGGAGGAUACUUCACCCGCUACAACAUUAUUCGGGUGCAAAAGGUGCAGAAUAGGAAGCUUUGGGAGCGGUACGCCCAUCGCCGCCAGGAGAUCGCCGAGGAGAACUACUUGCAGUCCAACGAGCGGAUGCUCUUCCACGGCAGUCCGUUUAUCAAUGCGAUUGUGCAGCGCGGAUUUGAUGAGCGCCACGCCUACAUCGGUGGCAUGUUCGGGGCGGGCAUUUACUUUGCGGAGCAUAGCUCGAAGAGCAACCAGUAUGUGUACGGAAUUGGAGGCGGCAUUGGGUGCCCAUCCCAUAAGGACAAGUCCUGCUACGUGUGUCCUAGGCAACUGCUCCUGUGCCGAGUGGCCUUGGGCAAGUCCUUCUUGCAGUACAGCGCCAUGAAGAUGGCCCAUGCACCGCCUGGCCACCACUCGGUGGUGGGACGACCGUCGGCGGGUGGCCUGCAUUUCGCGGAAUAUGUUGUCUAUCGGGGCGAACAGUCUUAUCCAGAGUACUUGAUAACCUACCAGAUCGUGAAACCCGAUGACAGCAGUAGCGGGACGGAAGAUACAAGAUGAUGGAUGCCCUCUGUCGGCUCCACGCCCACAACCACGUCCCCAGCGCUGCAACAGCAGCCGCAGCAGCAGCAGCAGCAACCACAACCCCAGCAGCAGCAGCAACAAAUGAUGCAACAACAGCAGCAGCAACCCCAGCCGCCACAACAACCCCGAUCGCUGCCGUUGCCGUUACCAUUGCCAGCACCACCAUCACAACAGCAGACCUCAGCUCCAGUUGCCAAGAAGCUGCAUGCCAAGCUGGCAAAGCCGCCGCUGCAGUUGCAGUACCAGCACUAUCAGCCCCAGCAGCAGCAAAAUCAUCACCACCAACCGCAACACCACCAUACGGUUGUGACCACCACCCAGCCCGCCCCAGCUGGCGUCUUUGCGCACAACAACAACAACAACUCGAGCUCUGCCAACCCGGGCAGCGGCAAUGUGAACAACAAUAACAAUGACCUGUCGCCGGUAUCGAAUAGCAAUAGCUACUCGUCGGUGGACACCAACCAGACGCUGCUCAACUCGCUGGCCAACCAGCAGCGGAACAAUCGCCAGCAACAGCUGCAGCAGCACCAGCGACCGAAUCGCAGCCAGAGAUAUAGUCAAUUUAUGAUCAUCACACCCGCCGUAUCCAUAGAUCGGGACUUUGAGUACGAGUCGCCCCUGGACUUUGAAGACUUUGCCAAUGCUGCUCACAACAACGGGAAUCUCUUUCGGUUGGGAUUGCGCCGGAGCGACAGCUCCAGUGACGACAGUGGCCACAGCAGCGAUAGCGGCAGCUUCCGCUCGAACUAUAAUCCGUACUUGCACCACAGCCGCCAGCACUUACUGUCCAAGGGGAAUGUCGAUGGCGGCGGGGCGAGUCGUCAUUUUUACGCCUUUACCUCGUCGUGGAGAUGGUGCAGUUUCUUGUGCGCCGCCAUGCGGUGUUUUGGAGCCGGUGGCGCCGGACACGGCAAUGCUCCGUACAGCAGCUCGCUGCAGCACCACCGCUUGAGGCGAUGCUCGUCGUACAACGCCGAGAAUGCGUACGAACAUUUUGCGGCACCGUUUAAGGCGCGGAAGAUGCGCGAUCACAUGAACAACAUCACCUACGAGUUGUGACGGUGGUGCCACGCGCUGGUGGUUAUUGAUCUCUUUGUCUCCGUUGGCCUCCCGACUCUUUUAUUACAAUUACUAGCUAUAGAUGUCGUGUCCUGUGUGUCUCUUUCUCUCUCUCUCUCUCGUUGUUUAUUAUUACUCCACAUGAAUACAGAUCGCGGCGAGCUAACGAGAUUGGUUUGAAUCGGAUUGCAUUGGGUUAGGAUAAUCGAAAUUAGGAAGCACGGUUUUCGAGUGAUUUUAAUUGGAAAUACUGAACAGAACAACCGAAGGCAGAAGAAGCGAUUAUACGAGCUACAAAAAUUCUAUAACGAUAAUGCAUUACAUUACAUUAUAUUGCGCUCGCGCGUUUAAUUGUUUAAGCUUAGUUAAUUUAAACAAGAAUUAAAACUCCAAUUAAAUUUAAAUAUACAUAAACAUAUACAUCUUACAAA
Drosophila bipectinata is the source of this 5563-nucleotide messenger RNA. It is a transcript of the gene Tnks, whose product is annotated as tankyrase. Gene Ontology annotation, molecular function: protein binding; NAD+ poly-ADP-ribosyltransferase activity. The record is from RefSeq and is a predicted model, not a curated record. NCBI's taxonomy places the organism in Eukaryota, Metazoa, Arthropoda, Insecta, Diptera, Drosophilidae.